Acinonyx jubatus (cheetah) is the source of this 1688-nucleotide messenger RNA. It is a transcript of the gene CIBAR2, whose product is annotated as CBY1 interacting BAR domain containing 2. The transcript has 9 exons. Bases 459 to 1316 code for a protein of 285 amino acids. NCBI's taxonomy places the organism in Eukaryota, Metazoa, Chordata, Mammalia, Carnivora, Felidae. The record is from RefSeq and is a predicted model, not a curated record. Gene Ontology annotation, cellular component: ciliary basal body; ciliary transition zone. Gene Ontology annotation, biological process: cilium assembly.
CCGACUGUGUUUUCCCACACACCCCUCUUGAGCAACCGGGUCUCCUAGGACCCUGCUGGCCACUCCCAGAAAUUUGGGGAAGGCUGGGUGGCCACCCCUCGUGGCUAGGAAGGGCCCUGGGCCAGCAGGGGCUGAGGCACGGCAAGCUGCCCUAACUCCAGUCCCUGCUGCCUCCCGGGGAACCCCCACCUUCAGACGAGGAGUGGGGGCUCCCUGGGACGCCUCCCCCCAGCUGAUGCAAAAGGCUGGGCAGGGCUGGCCCGGGGACAGGUUGCCAGGCAAGCAGCUGGGGCUCCUCCCAGGGUAGCUGUGGGAGGCCACGUUGCCCGGCGACCAGGUGGCAGCGUCCUUUGAGCCGAGACGGCGCAGCUGCGCCCAGCCCUGCCGGCUUCCCCCAGGGACCCCCGGGGCCCUGUCCCUAUUCCCUUAGCCCAGAACAGCUGGUGCCUCUGGUCACAAUGAGCGUCGUUCUCUCCAGGGACAGCCAGGUGAGGGUGAUGGAGGACACGGUGACCAACGCCGAGAAGCACUUGGGCCAGUUCUGCUCGAUGCUGGCUGCCUACACCCGCAAGACGGCCCAGGUGCGGGACAAGGCCGACCAGCUGGUCAAACAGCUCACCGACUUCGCCAACACCGAGCACCCCGAGAUGCGGGCCACCUUGAGGAGCUUCGCCGAGGACCUGGCCAAAGUCCAGGAUUACCGGCAGGCCGAGGUCGAGAGGCUGGAGACCAAGGUCAUCAGCCCCCUGAAACUCUACGGGGCCCACAUCAAGCAGACGCGGGCCGAGAUCAAGAAGCUAAAGCAAGUCCAGAAGAACGAGAUCAAGCAACUGGCAAAGCUGGGGAAACUGAGGCAGAAGUCACCAUCAGAUCGGCUAACCAUUAGCCAGGCAGAGACCAGCGUGCAGAGGGCCUCGGCGGAUGCCAGCCACACCACCCACCAGCUGGGGGAGAUGAUUGAAGCCUUCCAGAAGCGGAAGCUGACAGACCUUCAGAAAAUUUUUUCAGACUUUGUCACUAUUGAGAUGGUCUUACAUGCCAAAGCGGUGGAGGUAUAUUCCAGCGCCUUCCAGACCCUGGAGAACUACGACCCGGAGAGAGACCUUGAGGAUUUUCGAGCCAAGAUGCACGGGCUCUACGGACAUCGCGAUGCUCGGCCACUCACGGACACCGUCUCCUCCCCGGCUGUCCCGUGGUCUCUCACUGGCCAGAGCGCUCAGAACGCCCUACGGGGCGAGAGAAGAGAAGACGAGGAGACUAUGGAAGCCUCUGCCGAGGAAGACCUCAGAGGACGGGGGCGGGCGCUCCAUCAAUAGGACCAGAACUCCCCAGUUGGGAAAACGGGGGCUGACCCUGGAUGCUCAGGGCUAGGGCGGGCUGGGGGGCUCUGGGUAAGGCCUGUGUCCUCUGAGCCUCAGUUUCCUCAUCUGCACAACGGGGCAAUCUCGCCGACCUCAGAGGUCACUCUGGGGAUCGCUGUGCCCAGCACGGUGCCGGGUACGGAGCAGGUGCUCAAUAAACGUGGGGUGCCCCCUAACCUGAAUCGUGCUGGCUCUCCUUUCCCACCUUGUGACCCCGGGGACUCGGGUGUUUACACCCGAGAGCGGGUUUAAUGUUGAGAGCGCGGCGGAUUGGCCUCCAGGGCUGCGGUCACAGAGCGCCACAAACUCGGGGUUCACACAACAGGA